This is a messenger RNA of Scylla paramamosain (green mud crab), 1710 nucleotides long. RefSeq names its product ubiquitin-like protein 3. The transcript has 4 exons. Bases 279 to 647 code for a protein of 122 amino acids. NCBI's taxonomy places the organism in Eukaryota, Metazoa, Arthropoda, Malacostraca, Decapoda, Portunidae. The record is from RefSeq and is a predicted model, not a curated record. Gene Ontology annotation, molecular function: protein binding.
CUGUGUAGCUUUGUCCGUGAUGGGAGGAGGACGUGCUGUGUGUGUCCGCCUCGCUGCCAAGGUUCAUGGCUCUGCUGGGUUGUGAUCUGCAUCAUUUGGAGUGGUUCUAUACCGGUUCCAUUAGCUCUCCCACCUGUGCCGCGGCGUGUGCAGUGAUGUGAGUUGUGGCUGGCAGUGUCUGGAGCUGUGAUCGUUUAGGCAAGGGAGUUUUUCCAAAGGCCACUCGGAUUACAGGCCCCCUAUCUUGACCCUCUUCCCCCCCCAUAACUGCAGGAAAGAUGGGCUCCAGAAAUAUACCCAGCGAUAAGAUCAACUUACGCCUCAUCCUGGUGAGUGGCAAGACGAAGGAGUUCCUGUUCAGUCCCAGUGAGUCAGCGGGGGACAUAGCCCAGUUCGUCUUCGAUAAUUGGCCCCAGGAAUGGGUGGAUGAGAGUGUGAGCAAAGCAGAGAUCCUGCGCCUCAUCUACCAAGGGAGGUUCCUGCACGGCAACGUGACGCUUGGUGCCCUCGGCCUCCCAGCGGGCAAGACCUGUGUCAUGCACCUUGUGCCCAGAGAAAACCUCCCAGAACCAAACUCUCAAGACCAGCGACAGAAGAGCAAGGGCGGCUCCUCCAGCUGCUGCUCUGCCUCAUGUGCCAUUCUCUAGUGGCCUGCUGCUGCUGCUGCUGCUGCCACUGCCGCCACCUUACCUCUACCACCACCACCACUACCACCACCACCUCUACAGCUACCACAAGCUACACACACCUGUGACCAUCCACUGCCUGCCAGACACCAAGAUCAUCCCCACUGUAGGAGAAAAAAAGAGGACUUCAUGUAGAAGAUGCCAUCAUGUUGCCUCACAUCUAGGGAAGCCAGCAAGUGGAGAACCAAGACGCUGGCAUUAUGAAGCGAGGCACUGCCCUUCCGUGCUCCAGGACGGUACAGCUGGCCUUGCAGGGAGCCCAAGAGAGGCGGACAGUGCUUGUGCUUGGUGUGAGUGACGUAUGGCAAAUUUGUCCGUGCUCAGGUGUAUGUGAGACUCCGUGGGGCUGAAUUCGUCACUAGCUGAGGUAGACAGAGCACAGAGCUGUUAAAGAAACAUUGUAGUUAGAUAUGUUGGGUGAGGGAUUGUACCAGUGCUCAGGAGGAACAGUGAGAGUGCGAGAAGACGCUCCUUCCCUUCACUGUGCUGUCUGGUGGUGAUGGUGGUGACGGUGGUGGUUGGGAGUGACUCUGAGGUGGUGUGUGUUGUGGGUGUGACUUGCACCUCCCCUCCAAGACUGCCAUUUCUGAGCACCAGAUACUAAUGAUCGUUGUCUUGCUUAAAUCUUGGUAUCUUCUUAUUUCUCAAGGUCACAAAUAUUGAAGAAUACUUUAUUGUUAUUACUCUAUGCUUAUUAAAAAAAUAUAUAAAUACCAUGUAUGUUUGUGUGUGUUGAAGACAUGUUAAGGUUACCAGUGAUAUGAGUAGUGAGCACUGUCAAGGCUGGCCAGAUAGAAAGAGCAGGAACUGUUGAGAGCAGGAGAGACUGUGAUGGACUUCUUCCCCUCAGCAAGCCCACUGCCUCUCCAGGAGUCCUCAGUGCGGCCGAGGCUCUGUCGGGCGUUGCCUCACGCAGUGGAGGGCAGACUCUGUGCAUCAUAGAGUGGCAGCGUGGGCAAGUUUCAGAGCUUUCAUCCAGUGACUCAGUACUAUGGGUUUUUAGCAGGCACUGGUAGAGUUUACA